GUGAGCUACGCGCGUUCUCGUGAAUCCAAAUGAGCGCACGCAGAAGCAGAACACGGAAGAGUCAGUCAGCUGUUUGUCAAUGAUGACAAAUAAUGUACGAGUAUCAGAGGAGAAACUCAACAUGGAGCAAAAACCUGAUGAUCGCAUGCCAUGCAAUAGCUGUCAUCUUCUGGAUUUGCCCUGGGAAGAUGUUUUAGUAACACACGUCUUCUGCUACCUGCCGCUGCGUCACCUGGUCAGCCUGCAGCGCGUCAGUAAGAGUUUUCGUUCUCUGGUUCAGGUGUACCUGGACAACUGUCACACAUUUGACCCCGCACAGACCGGACCUCACAUUCCCAAAGAAGCUUUCUGCUCCAUGCUUCAUAACAAUCAAGUUCUCCAUCAUCUCUGCAUCAAUAACUGUUCUGAUUGGAUCACCGAUAAAGAGCUGCUGCCCGUGAUUGGUCAGAACCAGAAAAUGCUGCGCGUGGACAUGCGUGGCUGCGUCCACCUGAGCCGUCACGCCCUGGUAGCCGUGUCUCUCAGCUGCCCGCGUCUGCAGCACCUGAGCCUCGCUCACUGCGAAUGGGUUGACGUCUUGGCUCUGCGCAGUCUGGCGGAUCACUGCUCGGACCUGCGCUCGCUGGAUCUGACCGCCUGCAGACAGCUGAAGGAUGAUGCCGUGUGCUAUGUGGCUGGGAAGUGUCCGGCGCUGCGUUCGCUAUCCGUGGCGGUUAAUGCAAACAUAACAGACACGUCUGUGGAGGAAGUGGCCAAACGGUGUAGAGAGCUGGAGAGUCUGGACCUUACUGGCUGCUUACGAGUACGAAACGAAUCUAUCAGGACACUGGCGGAGUACUGCCCCAAACUUCAGUCUCUUAAAGUCAACCACUGUCACAACGUAACAGAGUCCAGUCUCGGUGUCCUCCGUCGACGUAAUGUAGAGAUUGAUGUGGAACCUCCACUGCAGAGGGCGCUAGUGCUGCUCCAAGACGUUGUGGGAUUUGCUCCAUUUAUUAACUUGCAGAUUUAACAGGAAUUCUCUCGUCCAUGAUCUUUGGAAUAGACUGACUUUUGAACACGCACAUUUUUACACCAAUGCAAUAUCACUGGACAUGAAAUCCACAAGUGCUUGUUUGAUUUUGUGUGUUUUAGCAUUCAGACACGGAAAAAUGAUGGAAAAAUAGAUCUUAUUUAUUUAUGCAGCUUUUUGUUUUUGUGCAGAAACCAAAUGCUGUAUAAUUUUGCACUUAUGAAAUACUGAAAUACUUGCACUUUUCAAUACACCUGAUGGAUUAACCACAACCACAACCCCCAGCAAUAUUACCUCUCAUUUCAUCUCUGCUUUAUUUUACAAAUCAAAAAACAGGAAGGCAAUACUUACAAAAAUGAAUCCAGGGAGAAUUUAUGGUUUACAAAAUGCACACUAGUAGAUGUGUUGAUUUUAUUUCCAUUACUUUAAAAAUGGAAAAUAAUGUGCUGCCAUUUAAAGAAUUCAACAACUUGGAUUCUUUUUUAUUUUUGCAUUUCAAUCAAUUCAUAAGAACUCAAGUGAAAAACAAUCAAAUUAUAUUUUCACCUUCUUGAUUUAGGGUAAAUUUGCCCUUUUGUUUUUUCAUUUAUUACACAAGUGUUUGUUCAAGUAAGACAAAUGUUCAACAAAUCAAGUUCCUUAAUAUUUUAUAAAGAUCAAAAAUGAGCAGAACUUGAAAAAUAAUAAUCAGAAAGUGUAACAGUGUGCUUAUUUUACAAGCUGGGGGUCUUUCAGGACCACUAUAUUAUAUCUGUAGCUUUAUUCUGAAUAUUUCAAUAAGUAUAAAGACAACAGGGCAGUUUUGUUUUGCUCGGAUUUUUGUUUUGUUUUUGAUUAUUUUUCAUUAACAUGUUUUUACAGUAUCACAACAUUAAUUGAUGUUUGCACAUUAUGCUUGCUAUGUUUUUUAUUUUAUUUUUAUUUUAUGAGCACUUGUUACAAAUGUGCGGUUGUAAAUUAUUAAGUGCAUAAUUGUUUUAUGCAAAGUGCUGAGAAAUUAUAAAGUCUUGCAAGUCGACUAAUUG
Molecule: messenger RNA, 2037 nt
Organism: Misgurnus anguillicaudatus (oriental weatherfish)
Lineage: Eukaryota; Metazoa; Chordata; Actinopteri; Cypriniformes; Cobitidae
Gene: fbxl15
Product: F-box and leucine-rich repeat protein 15
Biological process (GO): SCF-dependent proteasomal ubiquitin-dependent protein catabolic process
Cellular component (GO): SCF ubiquitin ligase complex
Molecular function (GO): protein binding
Source: RefSeq, a predicted model, not a curated record